Messenger RNA from Dichotomopilus funicola, 1356 nucleotides. Its product is annotated as triacylglycerol lipase. Gene Ontology annotation, biological process: lipid metabolic process. The coding region runs from base 1 to 1356 and encodes 451 amino acids. The record is from RefSeq and is a predicted model, not a curated record. Lineage: Eukaryota; Fungi; Ascomycota; Sordariomycetes; Sordariales; Chaetomiaceae. The transcript has a single exon.
AUGCGCUUCCUCAACAAUCUCACCUUGAUCUCCCUUUUACCUCUCCUCGCCGCCGUCGCGUCCGAGCCAAUACCCAUACCCGACGACUUGCCACCCGACCCUUCAUCACCUCUCGGUUACACGCAGCAUCUGAAACGGCAACAACAACAAGAACAACAGCAGCACCCACUCUCCCAAUCCAACGGUGAUGACCAUCGUCAAACUGGCGUCUCUCACUCUCUCUUCGCUUCCCUAGAGCGCGCAUCACGCCUGGUUGACAUCGCGUACUGCGUCGGCACAUUUUCGGGAUUAUCACCGCCCUUUUCGUGCCCCUCACGCUGUGGCGAGUUUCCUUCGCUGCGUCUCAUCCGCACCUGGAAUACCGGUGUCCUACUGAGUGAUAGUUGUGGAUAUAUCGCGGUGGAUCAUGGGCAGCACCCCGGGACUGAUGAUGGGGAGUUGAAGGAGAAGGAGGAAGACGAGGCUGGGCGGAAGGAGAUCGUGGUGGCCUUCCGUGGCACGUACAGCGUUACGAACACGGUCAUAGACUUGAGCACUGUGCCGCAGGAGUAUGUGCCGUACCCGGCACCCCCUGGCGGUGGUGAUGGGGACGGGGACGAGAAUCACGACGGCAAGUGUGACAACUGUACGGUGCAUAUGGGUUUCAUGGCGUCUUGGCGGAACGCUAGGGAGAUCGUCGUUCCCGCGCUCAAGGAAGCCCGCGAGAAAUAUCCAGGAUACAAGGUGCACUUGAUCGGGCACAGCCUAGGCGGGGCAGUGGCGGCUCUCGCGGCGUUGGAGUUGCGUCUGGGUUUGGGAUGGCAUGAUGUGUUGGUCACGACGUUUGGCGAGCCCCGAGUGGGCAACCAGAAACUGGCCGACUACAUCGACCGCGCCUUCAAGCUGCUGGACCCGAUUAGAGAGGACGGCUUUUCUUUCCGCCGGGUCACGCACGUUGGCGACCCAGUGCCGCUCCUACCGCUGACCGAGUGGGGCUAUCGCUCGCAUGCCGGAGAGGUGUAUAUCACCAAGGCUGACCCCCAGCCGGCAUUUGAUGAUCUCAGGUUAUGUUACGGGGACAACGACCCGGAAUGCAUGGCCGCGGCCGAUAUGGAGGACUGGCUGAGCUGGAUGAUCGGGCUCAAGAACCGACCCAAGCAAGAGCAGGGAAUGAACAAGGAGGAGCGCGCGGCAGCGGCGCUUGCCUGGGGCUCGUUCCCAAGCCGGCUGAAGUUGUGGCAGCUGUUUUUCGCCCACCGCGAUUACUUCUGGAGGCUGGGCUUGUGUGUGCCGGGAGGAGAUCCAAUGGAUUGGGGUCGGGAUAAAUACAAUUUGACGGCGGCCGACGAGCUUGAGGAUCAGGGGCGAGAUUUAUAA